CCUUUCUUCUCCUUCCCUUUCCUCUUUCCUGAAGCCAUUUGCACUUAUGGAGCUGUCGUUGUUCUCCCUCGGCCCUACAGCCUCGCUGCGCAUUCUGCUCCUCCUGUCAACCAGCCACUCAUCAGCUGCGGCAUUUCACGGCUCACCGAGCGCCAACGUCACUGCAAGAGGCACGGCGCCAAAGGCCAGCGAAGGGCCGGUGAGAGGCUGCGAGACGGCCGGGCUGUACGGCUUCGACAUGCCUUGGAAGGUGCGUGGUGACCAGCUGCGGCAGAGCGGCCUCAUGGUUAUGGAAGAGAACUGGACAGGGGACGUCGAAUCGUCUCUCAUAAACGGGCCGUAAGGAAGAUGAGAGUCACUUUGCAAUGCUGGUUCACGGUUGGGUGGGUUGAUGCAGGUCAUGGCUGCUGGGGGUUCUGGCACCAGCAAAACGGGCUGCGCCGGGUCAGUGGAUGGAGUGAGACAGCUCGAGGUCCCGUUGUCGGUCUGUCUGUCUGUCUGUCUGGUUCUUUGCAGGCUGGUUUACACAGGGCGACUUUAUCGCCUUCUAUAACGAUGACCCAGAACAGGCAGGCAAAACACACAGGGAAAAGAAACAGCAAAUACACAGAGACAUUGUUCUCGGCUGUUCAUUUGACUCCCCCUCCUCUUGACAGAAGCCCGAGCACUUCCGUUUCCUUAAGUGUGACGAGCCAGUCGCCUCGAAGCCCACCCGCUAUCCGCCAAGCUACAUGAAGGCGUCGAAGGAGAGCGACUACCUCCUAGAGUUCGCAUCAUGGGACCCUUGCCGCAGAGAGCAGGUCAGCAGCAAGAUAAUGCGGGCAGAAAAGACCAGCGGUGUGCAUUUGUCCGCGUGUGUGCGUGUGGCAGUAUGAUUAUUGGUUGGGUAUGGAAGAGCUGUAUAGCAGUGGUCAGCUGGAGGGCCUGCCGUAUUGGGGUGUGUGCUACUGGGCGAGCGGCAGAUCGGACACCGCCAACAGAGACCUCGGUACACGCAGAGAGACCCGUUGCAGCCCGCAGGGUAAAUGUCGACGUCUCCUUUCGCUCUUCACAGGUCCCUGUCACUGCUGUGAGAUGAUCCUAUCUGCGUGUCUCGAGUGCCUCUCGUGCUUCCGUCGCCCAUCGCCGCCUAAGCAGGGCACCUUCAACACAAGAAGAGACAGCUGCAUAAGGCGGAAACACAGUAAUAUAUACACAAAGGGCCGGCAGCAGGAAAGAGAGGGCAAUGGUUUCCUUUCUUGUUUCUUGCCAGUCGAUCCUCGGACGAAGCGUCCAUUUCCCAGCGAUUGGUCGUGCCAGCUCUGUGGCGACUUCAAGCCCAACCAACCAGGUGGAAAUGUGCCUCGCAGUCGAUCAUUGCGUGUGGCCGUAUCCAAUUUUGUCCAGGCUGUUUCAGUCUGGCUGAAAAGCUGCGAGAAAAGGUGGCUGAACAAUCUUCCUUCCAAUAUUUGGUCUCAUCUCUGCGUGUCUUCAGCUUCCGCCAGCCGCCCCGUCCCUUCCAGACGAAAUGGGAUUUGUCAAAGAGAUCAGCUGCCAGCACAUGUACGUGAGGCCGAUUCCAACAUGUGAAUCCUUACAGACGGGUGACACCAAAUGAUGUCCAUGUGUGUGCUUUCUAGGAUAGAGGAGGACAGGAUCAUGUGCUCAAUCCACACAUUCAGACCCAUGCAGCUGCUCACAGUACGCCGCUCCAUCUGCAUAAACAGAUGCAGGGCCGUGGAUUGUGUGCCCGUGUCGAGUACAGGUCCAGCAGUGGCGAAACACGAGCGACGCUGGCACAAAUGAGACAUCGUCUCAUUCAUCAUUCCUCGACAGAGAGGCAUAUAAGGCAGCCAUUGACCAAGAAAGAAACAGCAAGGUUUCUCAUGUCUCGAUAUUCACUUCAGGAUUCAUCCGCGAAAAGACAGGUGUCGCAUGGCGACCUAUCGGCGUUUCAGCCAGAGGGAGUAAGCUGUCCACCAAAACAAACGGAUCAGCAUGUCUUUCCUUGUGCAGGAGGGGAAGUAUAUAACGGUUGCCACAAGGCCAGACGCGGCAAGGAAGCUCAGAUAUGAACUCAGGUAUGCAAUUUGGUGGAGAAAAAGGCGCUUUGGCAGCCCUUGUCCCUGUCUGUCUGUCUGUCUGUGUUUGCAUGUACUGUGUGUGAUAGACUGAAGUUUUCCGAGUUCCACGAGGACGAGUGCGACCCGGCGUCGUCCGACACACCCAGCCACAUUCAUCUGCGGCUAGUCUUGCAGGUAGGGAGGCCCAUCUGUUGUGGUGGUGUGUAAUGGGCUGCAUCGGUUGUGAGUCCGUGUCCGUGUGUGAUAGGAUGAGUGGGGAUGGAGUGAGAGCGCAGAGGAGACCAUACCCAUGAGCGAUGCAGCCAAGGACAAGGACAAAAAGCAGCCCUCCUUCUCUGCCAUCAACGAAGCCAUGCUCCAGUCAACAGCCGCACACAUUUAUGCGAGAAGAGAACUAUGAGCAGCGUGUUGGUGGUGUGGGCGUGAAG
This is a messenger RNA of Vitrella brassicaformis, 2491 nucleotides long. The record is from the annotation of a GenBank genome assembly. NCBI's taxonomy places the organism in Eukaryota, Vitrellaceae.